Molecule: messenger RNA, 999 nt
Organism: Fimicolochytrium jonesii
Lineage: Eukaryota; Fungi; Chytridiomycota; Chytridiomycetes; Spizellomycetales; Powellomycetaceae
Exons: 2
Coding region: 1-999 (332 amino acids)
Source: RefSeq, a predicted model, not a curated record
AUGAGCGACAACACUCCCACCGCAGACACCGACGAGCCUGCACCUGCUGAACCCGCCACUCCCAGCACUGGAGGCGCCUCCGCCGAGCGGCCCAGGCCCCUGAAGCGUAACCCUGACUAUCCCGCGCUCGUCCUCUCGCUCUCCCGGACAUUCCGUGCUAAAGGAACAGCAAGCUUCCACUCCUUCAAAACCCUCUGGUCCACCCUUCUCCCCAACCCAUCCACCCUCCCCCCCAAAUCCAUCCUCGCCCUCUACUCCGCCGCCCAACACCCCCAAGUCAACACCCUCACCCGCCUCUACACCCUCUACUACACCUACUACAACAGCAAGCUCGACGACAAGCGCCUGCAGUAUUCCCGUAUCCCUGAGAAGCGGGGCCAUGUGCAUGUCCGCCUCACGCCCGAGGCGUAUGCGGACCUGCAUGCGUUUUAUGAGGGAUGUGCGAGGAGGAAGAUGACGGAGCCGGUCUAUAUGUGGAAUCGGAUGAGGGGGGAGAGUGCGGUUUGGGUUGUGCCGUUUGUGUUUGUGGAGGGGGUGAAGGAAGGGGAGAGGGAGGGGGCGAAGUUUGGGCGGGGAAGGGAAAAGAAGGGACGUGGGAAGCUUGCUGCUACGGAUCAGCAAUUGAAAGAGCUGGGCGGUAUUGCGCAAGGAUAUGCUCAGCCGUUGUUGUCUGCGGAACGAGCCUCAAAGCUUACUCAACUCCUCGAUCAAUACGAGUCUGCCAAGUCCGGUUUACCAAAUCUGCCGACGACAACACCAUUAUCCCAGGGUAUCAAAGUCAAAUCAACCCUCAAAGACUCAACCUCAGAACCAGCAACAGUUCUAUGGCACCUGGAAGAAGCCGAGAGGAACCGGGCCGCCAUGCUGACAACAAUGAUGCUGGACGACGAUUUUGAGGAUGCUGAGGGGAGUGGAUCAGGAAGCGGCUCUGAGGAGGACGAUGAUCGAGGGGACAACAUUCACCCACGGAAGAGGCUGCGGAAGGGGGCAGGGGGUUGA